Messenger RNA from Cryptomeria japonica (Japanese cedar), 3381 nucleotides. RefSeq names its product disease resistance protein Roq1-like. The transcript is spliced from 5 exons. Gene Ontology annotation, molecular function: ADP binding. The record is from RefSeq and is a predicted model, not a curated record. NCBI's taxonomy places the organism in Eukaryota, Viridiplantae, Streptophyta, Pinopsida, Cupressales, Cupressaceae. The coding region runs from base 1 to 3381 and encodes 1126 amino acids. Gene Ontology annotation, biological process: signal transduction; defense response.
AUGUCAUCUUCUUCAUCUUCCCACCAUCAUGCUUUCUCGGGAAUUGAACCUCCAGGCAUAAGGAGUAAGGUUUCUGAAUCAACAAAAAUAUAUGAUGUCUUCAUCAAUCACAGAGGCCCUGAUGUCAAAGAUGCUCUGGCUCGCCAGCUUUAUGAUUCCCUUGAGGAGUUAGGAAUACGUUCGUUUCUUGACAAGGAAGAGAUCGAAAUUGGUCAUUCCUUUCCUUCUACCAUUGAGACUGCCAUCCGCUCAGCUGCAGUUCACAUCGCUAUCUUUUCGAAAGGAUAUGCAGAGUCCCCUUGGUGUUUGGCGGAGCUGGUUCUUAUGCAACAGAGUCAAGCUAAGAUUAUUCCUGUCUUUUAUGAUGUGAAACCCUGGGAACUGCGCUAUAUAGAAAAGGGAGCUUAUGCUGGUGCAUUCAUUGAAUACGGAAAGAAAUCCAGGUACCAGGAGAAGCAUAAGGAGUGGAAGGAAGCCCUCCAAUCUAUUUCAUUUACCACUGGCUAUGAAAUGAAUAAUUUGAAUGACUGCCAAAGUAUUGUAUCGGAAGUGGAGAAGGAAGUGCAGAGGAGAAGAUUUUUGUAUGUUGCUAAAUAUCCAGUAGGUCUUGACAAGCUUGUAGUAGAUUUUGAAAGACGAUGCCUUCGUGAGCUUGUACAAGAUUUUGAAAAUCAAUGUGGAGUGAAUGAAGGGGAGAAAGGGAAGGCUCAGAUAGUUGGCAUUUUCGGAAUGGGGGGGAUAGGCAAAACAACUCUUUCCAAAGAAUUGUUCAACCUAAAGCGUCCACAAUAUACUCGAGCCUGUUUCCUAUUUGAUGUCCGGGAAGCCUCAGCUAGAUGCGAUUUGCCUUCGUUGCAAAUGAAACUACUGAAAGAUCUCUUCGGUGAAAAAGAGCUCACUUUUCAAAGUGCAGAAGAAGGCUCAAGCUGUAUCUGGAAUCGUAUAGAAAGAAGCAGUUCUUUGAGCUUCCUAAUUGUUCUAGAUGAUAUUGAUCACCUGGAACAGUUAGAUGCUUUAUUCAUCACGCAUAUGGUGAAGAAGCCAGGUAAUACUCUGGUAAUUAUAACAACCCGUGAUGUAGGGGUUCUUAUAAGUGCUGGAAUUCAAGUUGGUUAUCAUUUAAAAGGAAUGGAUGUAGAUGAUGCCAGAGAGCUCUUUUCCUGGCAUGCUUUCUCUCAACCACAUCCGGCUGGCGGAUUUGAGAAUCUUGUUGAUGCCUUUUUAGGCGUAUGUGGAGGCUUGCCUCUUUCUCUUCAAGUUCUUGGAAGGCAUGUUCAUGGCAGAAAUGGGAGCUAUUGGAAGGCAGAGCUGGAAAAAGUUGGUACCACGUUGCAUCGAGACAUACAACGAAAGCUUAAAAUAAGCUUUGACGCUUUGGACAAUGAGGAAAAACAAAUUUUCCUGGAUAUUGCCUGUUUCUUUGUUGACAGACCGAAGUGUAUAGCCAUGAGAGUAUGGAGGGCAUCUGGAUGGAAAGCAGAGUCUGGACUGAGAAAAUUACAAGACAAGUGCCUGGUGGAAGAAGCAGAAGAUCCCGUACCUGUACUCAGAAUGCAUGACCACCUCAGGGACUUGGGAAGAGAAAUCGCAAGUGAACUGAGACAUCCUCCUCGCUUGUGGCGUCCUCAGGAUCUGAAAUAUUUGGAAUCAAAGCGAAUCAAAAAUAUCCUAGCUAAAACAAAAGGAAGAUGCUUCCAUUCCAUUUUUGACGAUUCCCUAAACUCUAGAAUUACCUUCUUUUUAGGCCAAUCGGACGAUAGAUCUAGGAAAUCAACUUCGUUGCUUUACCUGGAUGUGAAUCUAUAUUCCUCUCAUAUAAAUCAUCUACGGCACCAGCAGCAGCCAAGAAUUCCUUUAUGGACUUCACUUAAAUAUGUCCAUUUUUUAAGAAUCAGAUAUGGACAUUUCAGAAAACUCUGGCGAGAUUUAGAGGCUCCUUCCGAAUUGAAAGAGCUCGAAAUUGAUGAAACUUUUGUGGAAGAGUUUCCAGAUUUCUUAGGAAUAUCAACUAAUGUGGAAAAUAAAACUAUUGGUGGUCAACACAAGCCAAAACCCAAAUUAUUGAUGCUGAACACAAGUAGAAGAGUUUCAGGGUCCCUCCAAAUGAUUGCUAGCCGAAAGUCUGCUACUGUUAAGCCCCCAUUGAGCUUUCUUGAAGAUUUAGUGGUUAGAAGACAAGAAAAUGUAAUAAGGAUUGCACUUAAUGGAAAAUAUUGUCCAAGCCUUCGAUCCGUCGACCUUUCUUCCAUGAAAAAUCUUAGAGAGGUGCAAUUUACAAGAGUCAGUACGUUGAAUUGUCUUCAGGUUAGCAACUGUGAAGAUCUCCAAAGAUUGUCAGUGACAUCCGAUCUUACAAAGCUAGAAGACAUGAACAUCAGUGCAUGCCCUGAGCUUGAGGAGCCAAGCGUUGGGGGUUUGAGCAGUUUAAGAAGGUUUUCUAUUGAAGAUUGUAAUUUUAAAAGUGCGCCAGGAAUAACCAGUUUUGAGAUGCUUUUAGAAUUGAACAUUAAUAGAUGUCCACAGAUUCAUGAGUUAAGUCUUGCACAUCUGAACUGCCUGGAAAAAGUUGUUAUUAACAGUUGUUAUAAUUUGAAAAGUGUUACAGGGAUAUCUCGUCUCCCAAAGCUUGUAGAGCUAAGCAUUACUCUCUGUUGGAAGCUUAAGCUUGAGUUGUGUCUGGUGAGUUUGAGAUAUCUGAAGAAGAUAGUAGUUGAUACGUCUGUCAAGGUGAAAUCUUUUGAGCUGGAUGGUUGUAGUAGCUUGGAACAAGUACAAGGAAGGUAUGAUUUCCAAGAGAUUCGAAUGGUGAACAUUCGUGACUGUCCGGAGCUUAGGGAAUUGCCAGCUUUUUUGGGUGGAAGUCGCCUGGAGACGAUUACAAUUAAUGGAUGUGAUAAGCUCAAUUACCUUGAGUUGACCAACUGUGCUAUUUUGAAAAGAUUUACGGGUGAUUUUGAUCCUGAGGUAUUAUCCAUCUUGGAUUGUCCAAUGCUUCAAGAGCUGCCAGGUUUUGGGCAUGUAAAAUGCCUUGAGGAGAUUCGUAUUUUCCGGUGUGGGAGCCUGCAGAACAUGACGUUCCCAACAACUUUGAAGCGUCUUGAGUUGAAUGAUUGCAGAGAACUCAGAGGUAUGUCAGCAAUAUCCGUAAGAACAGAGUUGGUAGAAUUGAAUAUUAGUGAUUGCCUUCAGCUUGAGGAGUUGAGUAUUGCACAUCUGAGCUUGCUCGGAAAAUUAUCACUUGCAAAUCUGAGAAGUGUGUCAGGGAUUUCUCAUCUUACAAAUCUUGUAGAAUUGAGAAUUCAAGAGUCUUUGGAGGUCGAGCUGUAUCUCUCAAGAAUGUCCGGUUUAGAACGAAUUAAAAACAAUAGUGGGAAUAUCUGA